AUGGCACAAGGAGGUAGUUCAGAGAAAUCACAAGGAGGUAGUUCAGAGAAAUCACAAGGAGGUAGUGCAGACAAAUCACUCAUUUCCAAGCUGCCGCGGCGGAGCAAGAAGAAGGGCAAUCAACGUCAGAUACCAUGGCUCUACGAUUUGGUCCUGUGGGCGUUGUCGGUGUUGAUAGACCUCUUUUUUCGAGAAGUACACCCUCGAGGAGCCUGGAAGGUCCCUAAGAAGGGCCCGGUCAUUCUCGUGGCAGCGCCACAUGCAAAUCAGUUCAUUGAUUCCUUGAUCUUGAUGAGGAUCCUCAAAACCGAGGCCAAUAGACGGAUCUCAUAUUUGAUUGCAGAAAAGUCUACAAAGCGGAUGUUCAUUGGGUUUAUGUCGGCCGCAUCAGGCGCCAUUUCCGUUGGCAGAGCUCUCGACAAGGUCAAGCCCGCAAAGGGCAAGAUCUAUCUUCCGGAUCCAGAGAAUGAUCCCACUCUGAUCCGUGGCAUCGACACGGACUUUAAAAAUGCCGAUUUCGAAGUGGGUGGCUUGAUCGUCCUGCCCAAGAAUAGGGGGCAAACACCCAGCACCGACAUCGCCGAGAUCCUCUCUCCUACGGAGAUUCGCCUCAAGAAGCCUUUUAAAUCGCCCGAAGCAUUAGAGUGCCUGACUAGCACCGGCCCCAGCGAUCCUGGCACGGCGGCUGCAGGCACAUCCGAACAGAAACAUUCGGAACAACGCGGCUGCUCUUUCAAGGUUGCACCAUACGUUGACCAGACAAAAGUUUACAACGCAGUCUUCGAGGAGCUGGAGGCCGGAGGCUGCAUUGGCAUCUUUCCUGAAGGGGGCAGUCAUGACAGACCGGAUCUGCUGCCGCUGAAAGCAGGCGUGGCCAUCAUGGCACUCGGGGCGGAGGCCAACUAUCCAGGGUGCGGUGUUAAGAUCAUCCCCAUUGGUAUGAAUUACUUCCACGCCCACAAGUUUCGGUCGAGGGCGGUGAUCGAAUUUGGCCAUCCGAUCGAGGUCCAUCCCGACCAAGUCGAAGCAUACAAGGCCGGGGACCGAAGGAACGCCGUCGGCUCACUCCUGGAGACAGUCUAUCAAGGCCUAGUUGCCGUGACGCAAUCAUGUCCUGACUACGACACUCUGAUGUUGGUUCAGGCUGCCAGGAGAUUGUACAAUCCUACUGGAAAGAAGUUGCCCUUGCCAUUGGUGGUGGAGCUCAACAGGCGCCUUGUCAAAGGCUAUACGAAGUACAAGGAUGACCCACGAGUGGUGGAGCUGAAACAGGAUGUCCUCGAUUAUAAUCGCCAGCUUCGAGCCCUUGGAAUUAGAGAUCAUCAACUCGAAUGGGGCAAUCCAGCAAAACGGCCUCGGUGGUACAUUCUCGGCACGCUGAUCUACCGCCUCGGCCAGCUUUUGAUCUUGGGUAUGGGCACUCUGCCGGGCCUGGCCAUGUUCUGGCCCGUCUUUGUCACCACCAAAGUCAUUUCAGCCAAGAAGUCUCGCGAGGCGCUCGCAGCUUCGACGGUGAAACUUGAAGGCCGCGACGUGAUCGCGACAUGGAAGCUGCUCGUCGCCAUGGCCUUCGCCCCGGCCCUGUACAUAUAUUAUACCGUCAUCGUCUCGUUUUGGUUGACUUACAAUCGACGCGGCAGCUACUACACCCACCGCGUGCCCUGGUGGAUGGUUGCCCGGACAUACGUACCCGACUUCCUUCCAAUCUGGCUCUUCGCCAUUCUCUUCUUUAUCUUGUGUAUUGGCGUCACUUUCGCGGCGCUACGGAUCGGCGAGAUUGGCAUGGACAUCGUCAAAUCCCUGCCUCCGCUGUUUGUCGCGUUGAAUCCUCGUUCAUCCAGCCGCAUCGUCCAACUUCGACACCGGCGGGAAAGAUUGUCUGCAAAGGUGACGGAGGUCAUCAAUACCCUCGGCCCAGACAUCUUCCCUGACUUUGAUGCAAAGAGAAUCGUGGCAGAUCCUUUCAGGGAAGGCGCCUAUCAAUCCAAGUAUAAAAAGAUGCCCGAGGAACCGAGAUUGGCCGAUUCGGUCGAGCCGCCAACGCCAACAUCUGGCGGCUUCGACGAUACCGCAGAGUCGGCGAAAUCCUUCGGCUUCCUACCAUCGAAUGAAUCCUUUGGUAAUAUCGGUGGAUUCGGAUUCUUUGCAUCCAGACCUACGACACCCAAAAGCCGGAGCCGGAGCCGGAGCAGUUCAGCGGGAGGAGCGCUUAGUUCUGGUCUGAAGCCACUCAAGGCCUUGAAUGACGGGCCGAGCGUCACGAGCCUUGACGAGGUCAGCAAGCGGAUCCGAGGCGCAAUGCGUGAGAGAGGUCGCAAACGCGAGAGUGAAGGCGUGGAGACUGGGACCGAGAGUAGCUGGGAUAUGGCUUCAGAGGGACAGGUGACGCCCCCGACGGAAGAUGAGGAACCCAAGAAAGAUCGGUGA
This is a messenger RNA of Capronia epimyces CBS 606.96, 2427 nucleotides long. RefSeq names its product acetyltransferase. The transcript is spliced from 2 exons. Gene Ontology annotation, molecular function: glycerol-3-phosphate O-acyltransferase activity; glycerone-phosphate O-acyltransferase activity. Gene Ontology annotation, biological process: phospholipid biosynthetic process. Gene Ontology annotation, cellular component: endoplasmic reticulum membrane. The record is from RefSeq and is a predicted model, not a curated record. NCBI's taxonomy places the organism in Eukaryota, Fungi, Ascomycota, Eurotiomycetes, Chaetothyriales, Herpotrichiellaceae. Bases 1 to 2427 code for a protein of 808 amino acids.